This is a messenger RNA of Neogale vison (American mink), 1353 nucleotides long. It is a transcript of the gene COMTD1, whose product is annotated as catechol-O-methyltransferase domain containing 1. The transcript is spliced from 7 exons. The record is from RefSeq and is a predicted model, not a curated record. The coding region runs from base 166 to 873 and encodes 235 amino acids. NCBI's taxonomy places the organism in Eukaryota, Metazoa, Chordata, Mammalia, Carnivora, Mustelidae. Gene Ontology annotation, molecular function: S-adenosylmethionine-dependent methyltransferase activity; O-methyltransferase activity.
CAGCGGGGCUUGCAGUAACGCUGUGCGGUCGCCAGAUGGCGGUCGAGACCGCAGCUCCGCGGGCAGUGCCGGAACAGGGCGGAGACUGGAGGGCAGGCGGGUCUCAGUGCGGGCCCAGGAGCCCCAGACAAGUGACCCCGUACUUCGCUACCUCCUGGCUGCAUCAUGAUCCAUCCCGCACCCCGGCUCUCGGUGCCCGCCGCGCUGGCCCUGGCCUCCGCCGCACUGGGCGCCGCUUUCGCCACUGGCCUUUUCCUGGGAAGACGGUGCCAUCCCUGGCGAUCCCGGCGAGAGAAGCGCCUGCUGCCCCCUGAAGACGACCCCCUGUGGCAGUAUCUACUGAGCCGCUCCAUGCGGGAGCACCCGGCGCUGCGGAGCCUGCGGCUGCUGACCCUGGAGCAGCCGCAGGGAGAUUCGAUGAUGACCUGUGAGCAGGCCCAGCUUCUGGCCAACCUGGCGCGACUCAUCAAGGCCAAGAAGGCACUGGACCUGGGUACUUUCACAGGCUACUCAGCCCUAGCAUUGGCCUUAGCGCUGCCCCCGGCCGGACGCGUGGUCACCUGUGAGGUAAAUCCGGGGCCCCCGGAGUUGGGGCGGCCCCUAUGGAGGCAGGCUGAGGAGGAGCACAAGAUCGACCUUCGGUUGAAGCCUGCCCUGGAGACACUGGAUGAGCUUCUGGCCUCAGGGGAGGCCGGCACCUUCGACAUGGCGGUGGUGGAUGCGGACAAGGAGAACUGCACUGCCUACUAUGAGCGAUGCCUACAGCUGCUGCGCCCCGGAGGCAUCCUUGCCAUCCUCAGUAACUCAGCUCGACCUCACCUCUGCAGUGGAGGCUCUGCUCAGUGGACAUCACCUCAGAACCAGGCCACUUGACCUAAACCUGAGGACCUCAAGGUUGGAGUAUAUAUCCUGUCCUCCCCCUGAAGUCCUUGAGGAAGGUGAGGGACUGGGUGGGAUCACUGGCCAGAAAGGAGUGAAACAGACAGGCCUAUAGGUAGGAGACUAUCAAGUAUGGCAGUUUUUAAAAGUUCCCCACAGGAAGAUGAAUAUAAAGUUAGGCUUUCCCACACCAACAUCUAUGAGAGGAGGUGGACAGGGAGCCAGGCCCUUCACUCCUCUCAUUUGGACUUCCCUAAUCCCAGUCCCACAGAAGUCCUACAGGAAGAUCUUAACUCCACGUCACAGGUGAAGGUCAAGGCAGAUAUUAAGUAUUCUUCCACUAACUGCCUCAGCCUAGAAUACAGUUAGGUUUUGCAACCAGGGUUAGGCCUGGGUCCUCUAAGGCUGGAGACUGUUAGAAACAAGGCCACAGGAGCGCCUGGGUGGCUCGGUGGGUUAAAGCCUCUGCCUUCG